AUGGUGUCACCUUUUGAGGUUUUAUGUGGUUGUUGCUCUCCAUGUGGUUUUUGGUUUGAUGGCGUGCGGAUUAGUAUUAAUGGCAAGUCAUAUUUGGUUACGACGCUACUGAGAGAGGGAGAAUUGACCGCACUUUACCAAGUAAAAUGCCCAAAACGCAGCCAUUCAGGAGGUGUGUACGCUCUUAAGAAAGUUACAUGUCCCAUUGGUAGAGCAGAUUUCGUAACGCGUGCGAUGACUGAGAUAAGCAACUAUCAGAGGUUUAAUAGUCCGUAUAUUACGAACAUCCUGGACUUCCAAGUAGCGCAGCACGAUAAUGGGACGAAGAUCAUAUACAUGUUACUGCCCUACUUCCCUGCUGGUUCGCUGCAAGAUCUAAUUAACAAUAUGAUCAUUCGUGGGGACUCCCUUUCAGAGUCGCGAGUGGUACGGCUAAUGCUAGACAUUUGUAGGGGUGUGCGAUGUAUGCAUGAGCCUAGUGAAAGUGAUUUCCGGGACCCGUACGAUGUUGCAUACUUCGAUGCUGCAUCCCUGAGGUAUAGCGAUGAAACUCAUCUGCUUGUUGAUGCAAUGGAACUGGACCUACUAUCCCCCCCGUUAACAAAUUCUGAGCCAAGCGCAUAUGUCCACUGUGGUUUAAACCCCGAAAACAUAAUGCUUAGCUCAGAGGGGCUACCUGUCAUUUACAAUAUGGCAUCCUGUGUAAGGGCUCCAUUAGAACUCACGUCGAAUUCAAAACUCCUAGGUUUACAAGAAUGGCUAAAUGAAAAUAGCUGUCUACCUUAUACCUGCCCAGAAUUACUAGACCUACAUCCCAAUACAUCGAUCACUAAUCGCUGUGAUAUAUGGUCCUUGGGUUGCAUAUGCUAUGCACUAAUGUACAGCAUCUCCUCAUUCGCAAGGGAGCAACAACUCUGCGGUACCCCCAUCAAACACUCCAUCUCUACUGGUAACUUUUCAUUUCCCGAUGAGCCUCGUUACUCUCAAUCCUUGAAGAGAAUCGUUCAACGAUGUCUCGUCAUAGACCCACAUAAAAGACCCGAUAUAUACGAGACCCUAGCACAAUUUCAAGAACUUCUAGAUACAUCCUGA
Messenger RNA from Eremothecium cymbalariae DBVPG#7215, 1092 nucleotides. RefSeq names its product putative serine/threonine protein kinase ENV7 (gene ENV7). The record is from RefSeq and is a predicted model, not a curated record. Bases 1 to 1092 code for a protein of 363 amino acids. Gene Ontology annotation, molecular function: ATP binding; protein serine/threonine kinase activity. NCBI's taxonomy places the organism in Eukaryota, Fungi, Ascomycota, Saccharomycetes, Saccharomycetales, Saccharomycetaceae. Gene Ontology annotation, cellular component: cytoplasm; Golgi apparatus. The transcript has a single exon. Gene Ontology annotation, biological process: protein phosphorylation; vacuolar protein processing; regulation of vacuole fusion, non-autophagic.